CGCAUCGGCAUCAUCGCAUCCGGCGCAUCAACGCAUUGCACUAUCGCUGGCCCGUGGUGUCUGCGUGCAAUAGUCCAUCUGCCAUCGACGUCAAUGCUGAGAGCGCUCGCCCGUCCAUUCUGCUGCCCAAGCAAUCGCAGGCUUGCGUUGCCGACAUGCCUCGCUCGUCCCCAGCCCGUGCGGCUGUAUCGUGCUUCCGCACCACUGCUGCUCCCGCGCAUCCGCCCGUCAACCAAGAGAUCCGAUCGACCGGCCGAUCUUGAGGAUGAAGAGAACGCUUCCAAUCGAGACACCCAAGGUCCAAGUGGUUCGUCGAAACAGGAGGAGAUCGCCGAGGAAAUCUUGGACGACUAUCUGCCUCUGAAGCGCAGGCAGAAGCUCAAAGACAAACCCACUGCCGUGCCUGGAUGGGGCAAAGUCAUGACUCCCGAAGAGUUCAGCGACGUCGACGAGGCAGCCAGAGUGCCGCCGCAAAGCCCUUGGUUUGACGAAAAGGACACACUCUCAUGGACCCCACCCGCCGAGGCUGUUCCCGAAAAGAAGCGGCCGCAGUCAGCCCCGAAAAACAAGAAGAAAUCCAUGGGCUCCAUGACGGACGAAAUGAUCGAGCUCGAAGCCCAAAGCCUGUACGGCACGUCCUCGCACACGCAAAAGACCAAAAGCAAAAAGAAAAAGAACAGUGUCCAAAGCCUCUACGACACCGACUCGUUCGCUGACCUGCAGUACACCGGUCCCGAGGACACGGACGCCAUCUCCCGUUCCGAUAGCGCAAAGGCGAGCGACCCCGCCGGCACAGACGCAGGCGGCGAUGACUGGUACUUGCAGAAAUCGUUCAACAUGCCCAAGGGGACCCAGGGCAAGCAAGCCAAGUUCGUACCGCGAUGGAUCAAAUCUGCGGAAAUCGCCAAGGAGCGUGAGAUCCUGGACGAGCACCCCGACGUGGCCGAUGAUGAGACUCAAGUCAAGAAGGGCAAGGCCACACUGAGAGAGAUUGUUGACGUCGUCCGCGAGGAGCGCGGACAUAACAUUGUCGCGAUCGAUAUGCGAGAAAAGUGCGAGUUUGCCGAAUUCAUGGUCAUCGCGGAGGGCCGAUCCAAGAAGCACAUUUAUAGCAUCGCAGACGCUAUCCGACGCACGGUCAAGCACCGGCUAUCCAAGGACCCCUACGGCCACGACCAGGUGGCGGUCGAAGGCCAAGAAACAGACGACUGGAUGGUGCUCGAUGCAGGCCACUUCAUCGUCCACUGCUUCACACCCGAGGCCCGCGCACACUACAAUCUCGAAGGUCUGUGGACGGCCGUGCGCGAUCCGAUGGCGGCACUGCAUCGCGAUCUGUCGCCGCUGGACGAGGACGACACCGAGGGCGAAGCCCAGCGAGCGCUCGAGCUGGAGCUGGCCGGCCAAGCGUGGGAGGGCCGAAACGAAAACAAGAUCCGAAUCAAGCAGCUCGAGGAGCGUGAUUUCAUGGACGAGGACGAACUCAUCGAGCGCAUGAACACCCGGCGCUAGCGGACCCACGGCAGAAUAUGCCCGGCGACCUGCAGUUUAGAUGCGCCGAGGGCCAAGAAUGCCAAGAGACACAAUGGAGCACCGUCCACACGCAGUGUCUUCCCACAUCACAAUGUCGGAUGUGGUUGAUGGG
This is a messenger RNA of Polychytrium aggregatum, 1642 nucleotides long. Its product is annotated as Oligomerization domain-containing protein. Lineage: Eukaryota; Fungi; Chytridiomycota; Chytridiomycetes; Polychytriales. Gene Ontology annotation, biological process: negative regulation of ribosome biogenesis; negative regulation of translation. Gene Ontology annotation, cellular component: mitochondrion. Gene Ontology annotation, molecular function: ribosomal large subunit binding. The record is from RefSeq and is a predicted model, not a curated record. Bases 94 to 1509 code for a protein of 471 amino acids. The transcript has 2 exons.